UUUUCCUUCUUGGAGUAAAUUAUUCCUUAUCUAUCCAAAUUUGUCUUCUUGAAUGACUUUUUGAAGCAAAUCUCGACAAAACUAGCUCUCAAAAGGGUUUUGGGAGUUUCCUUUCAUUUCUCAGAUUUCUCACGUUUUCUUGGAAGUAAAGUAAUUGAAAUGGUGAGAGGAAAGAUCGAGAUCAAGAAGAUCGAGAACGUAACAAGCAGACAAGUCACAUUUUCCAAGCGAAGGAGUGGUCUCUUUAAGAAGGCUCAUGAGCUUUCUGUUCUGUGUGAUGCUCAAGUCGCAGCUAUGAUCUUCUCUCAGAAAGGAAGAUUAUAUGAAUUCGCAAGCUCCGAUAUCCAGAAGACGAUCAAGCGAUACGCUGAAUAUAAGAGAGAGUGCUUUGGUGCAGAAACUCACCCCAUAGAGCAAUACGUGCAGGGACUAAAGAAGGAAAUGGUGACAAUGGUGAAAAAGAUUGAAGUGCUUGAAGUUCAUAACCGGAAGCUCAUGGGGCAAAGUUUGGCGUUUUGUUCGGUGAAAGAACUUCAGGAUAUAGCCACUCAGAUAGAGAAAAGCCUUCAUAUUGUUAGAUCAACAAAGGCUAAGUUAUAUGAAGAUGAGCUAAAGAAACUAGAAGCCAAGGAGAGGGAACUCAAGGACGAGAGAGUCAGGCUCUGUGGAAAGGUUGGAGAAAGGCCAAUGGGAAUGCCGUCGGGAAGCAAAGAGAAAGAGGAUGUGGAAACUGAUCUAUUUAUUGGAUUUCCGAAGAGCCGACCAUAAAAUCGUCCUCGUUCGUUAAACCUCAUUCUAGCUAUUCAUUCUCAACUAAUGUUGUAUAUUUAUAGUGUUUCAAUCACUUUUAUAUAAACUAAAAAUAAUGUAAUGUG
Molecule: messenger RNA, 875 nt
Organism: Camelina sativa (false flax)
Lineage: Eukaryota; Viridiplantae; Streptophyta; Magnoliopsida; Brassicales; Brassicaceae
Source: RefSeq, a predicted model, not a curated record